Messenger RNA from Pungitius pungitius (ninespine stickleback), 1439 nucleotides. Its product is annotated as malate dehydrogenase, cytoplasmic-like. Gene Ontology annotation, biological process: oxaloacetate metabolic process; tricarboxylic acid cycle; malate metabolic process. The record is from RefSeq and is a predicted model, not a curated record. Bases 95 to 1147 code for a protein of 350 amino acids. Gene Ontology annotation, molecular function: L-malate dehydrogenase (NAD+) activity. Lineage: Eukaryota; Metazoa; Chordata; Actinopteri; Perciformes; Gasterosteidae. Gene Ontology annotation, cellular component: cytosol; mitochondrion. The transcript is spliced from 9 exons.
GGUACCGAGUCGGUUCGAUCCGCCAUCUCCGCCUCAGAGGACUGUUCGGUUGUCGGUGAACGACAACAACCCCCCCCCCUCCCCGGAGGAAACCAUGAUGACGAUGCUGACCUCCAUGUACCUGAUGGUGCAGGCGGUGUCCUCGCAGACCAAACCGAUCCGUGUUGUGGUGACCGGCGCAGCUGGCCAGAUCGCCUACUCCCUGCUGUACAGCAUCGCCAAGGGGGAUGUGUUCGGGAAGGACCAGCCGAUCAUCUUGGUCCUGCUGGACAUCCCCCCCAUGCUGCCGGUGCUGGACGGAGUCGUCAUGGAGCUGCAGGACUGCGCCCUCCCCCUGCUGAUGGAGGUGAUCCCCACUGACAAAGUGGAGGUCGGCUUCAAGGACAUCGACGCCGCCAUCCUGGUGGGCUCCAUGCCGAGGAAGGAGGGGAUGGAGAGGAAGGACCUGCUGAAGGCCAACGUCGCCAUCUUCAAGACUCAGGGAGCCGCCCUGGACAAGUUCGCCAAGAAGACCGUCAAGGUCGUGGUUGUUGGAAACCCGGCGAACACCAACUGUCUGAUCGCCUCCAAGUCGGCUCCCUCCAUCCCCAAGGAGAACUUCUCCUGCCUGACCCGGCUGGACCACAACAGGGCCAGCUCGCAGGUGGCGAUGCGUUGCGGCGUGUCCUCUGACAAAGUGAAGAACGUCAUCAUCUGGGGGAACCACUCCUCCACGCAGUACCCCGACGUCCACCACGCCAAGGUCACCGUGAGCGGCGCCGAGAAGCCCGCCUACGACGCCGUGAAGGACGAGGCCUGGCUCCGCGGGGACUUCAUCUCGACGGUGCAGCUGCGCGGCGCCGCCGUCAUCAAGGCCAGGAAGCUGUCGAGCGCCAUGUCCGCCGCCAAGGCCAUCUGCGACCACGUGAGGGACAUCUGGUUCGGCACCAAGGAGGGCGAGUUCAUCUCCAUGGGCGUGUACGCUGCCGGGAACUCCUACGGCAUCCCGGAGGACCUCAUCUACUCCUUCCCCAUCGAGAUCAAGAACCAGACCUGGAAGAUGGUGGACGGACUCCACAUCAACGACUUCUCCCGCGCCAAGAUGGACGCCACGGCGGCCGAGCUGGUGGAGGAGCGCGACACCGCCCUGGACUUCCUGUCGCAGUGACUCGCGCCCGCCGGCCAGCGGCCGCACGGGGGGCCCCCGCAGGGCGGCUCCUCGCGGCUCUGACCGAGAAGAAGAGGAAGAAACGACCCUCGUCUCUUAUUAACCGUCCCAGCUGGCAUCUCUGUGCCCCCCCCCUCUCUCUCUUUGUGUGUGUGUGUGUCUCUAGGCCACCUUAAAAAAACCUGAUUAACCACCACAACCUCCACCGAGAAAACGUCUGUUGGACGACGACGUGCACAAGUGGAAACUGUAACAGAAACACGUUUAUCACCAAUAAAACAACAAGGAAACA